CAGGGAACAGCAUUGGAGCCAAGCGGCAAGGCAGUUCUGAGCCUUGUCACCAUGGCUGGCUACUGGCCAAAUCCGGAGGAGCCUAGUCCUGUCUGCGUAUCUGAGCUUCCUCGGGAGGGAGGAAACAGUUAAUGUCUCAGGGCAGCUGCAAUCAGCUAGGCGUGGCUCUCUGGUUUGACUUGGGCUACACAGAUCCUGAGCCAAGGGACCGAGGAAGGACGCCUUAGUCUGCAGAGCCUCCAGAUGGCUGAAUUGGAUCUAAUUGCCCCAGGGCCUCUGACUGGGGUCACUGUUCACCCUUUGGCCCCUCUCGGCCCAGACCCUGUGUCAGCUAUCCCAGUAGAAAAAGAAGAUGCGGAGCCUCUCAGCAAGCCAGGCGACGAAAGCCAGGACACCCAGGGGCAGGGUCGUGACCCCGCAAAGCUCGGGGCUCCUGGAGAUGAAGAGGAGGGGCAGAUCCUGUGUGACUUCUGUCUUGGGGCCAGCAAAGUAAGGGCAGUGAAGUCCUGUCUGACCUGCAUGGUGAAUUACUGCGAGGAGCACCUGCGGCCACACCAGGAGAACAGCAAACUGCACAGCCACCAGCUAACCGAGCCCACCAAGGACCAGGAUCUGCGCACCUGCCCCGCGCACCACAGCCCUUUGAUUUCCUUCUGCCACACGCACCAGCAGUGCAUCUGCCAGGAAUGCGGCGAGGGUGAACACAGAGGCGACAGUACUGCCUCCCUGGAUGCAGCCCGCAGGAACAAAGAGGUGGACCUUCGGUGCAUGCAGCUGGACCUGGAGCAGAAGCUCAAGUUGAAUGAAAAUGCUAUUGCCAGGCUCCAAGCCAACCAUAAGUCUGUUUUGGUGUCAGUGUCAGAGGUGAAGGUGGUGGCUGAAGAGAAGUUUGGGGAACUCCUCGCAGCCGUGAGGAAGGCCCAGGCUGAUGUGAUGCUCUUCUUAGAGGAGAAAGAACAGGCUGCACUGAAUCAGGUCAAUGGCAUCAAAACCCACCUGGAGCACAGGAGCAUCGAGAUGGAGAAAAGCAAGCAGGAGCUGGAGAAGCUGGCCUCCAUCAGCAACACCGUGCUCUUCCUGGAGGAGUACUGCAAGCUUAAGAAGGCAGAGGACACUGCCUUCCCUAGCGUUUACAUAGGGCUGAAGGAUAAACUCUCAGGCAUCCGCAAGGUCAUCACGGAUUCAACUCUGCACUUGAUCCAGUUGCUAGAAAGCUAUAAGGAAAAGCUCCAGGAGUUUUCCAGGGAAGAGGAAUAUGACAUCAGAACUCAAGUGUCUGCCAUUGUCCAGCGCAAGUAUAGGACCUCGAAACCUGAACCUAGAACCCGUGAUGAGUUUCUUCAAUAUGCAUGUGACAUCACAUUUGACCCAGACACAGCACACAGGUACCUUCGCCUGCAGGAGGACAACCGCAAGGUCACCAACACCACGCCAUGGGAACACCCUUACCCAGACCUCCCCAGUAGGUUUCUGCACUGGCGGCAGGUGCUGUCCCAACAGAGCCUGUACCUGCACAGAUAUUAUUUUGAGGUGGAGAUCUCUGGAGGUGGCACCUAUGUUGGCCUGACCUGCAAAGGCAUUGACCGUCAGGGGGAGGAACGGAACAGCUGCAUUUCUGGAAACAGCUUCUCCUGGAGCAUUCAUUGGAAUGGGAAGGAGUUCACAGCCUGGCACAGUGACACAGAGACCCCGCUCAAGGCCAGCCCCUUCAGGAGGCUCGGUAUCUAUGUAAACUUCCCAGGAGGAACCCUGUCCUUCUAUGGUGUAGAGUACGAUGCCAUGACUCUGGUUCACAAGUUUGACUGCAAGUUCUCGGAGCCGGUCUAUGCUGCUUUCUGGCUGUCUAAGAAAGAAAACGCCAUCCGGAUUGUGGAUCUGGGUGAGGAGCCCGAGAAGCCAUCUGGGUCCUCUGUGGAGGCUGCUCCGUAAGAUUUUAGGAUCUGCCUCCCAGACUUUGAUCUCUGUGACAGCUGGGCAGCAGAUGGUAUUUUAAGUUAGACAGAGAUGCCUGCUGAUGGUAGUUGGCUUCAGAAAUUGUGUGGGUCCUGAAUGAACUUUCCUGCCUGCUUCUCAAGACAGUUCUUGCAUGAAUGCAGAAACUCUAAGGCACCAAAGCCUCUCCUCAAAUCUUCUAGUGAUGGUCUCUUGUCUGCUCAGGUGACUGUCACCCUUCGUCCAGAAUUUUCGACUGGGGAUCUUCAAACCAUAACAAGACUGCACAAGGAUUGUAAUAAAUCACAAACACAUCACUGUGUAAUUCUUAUGUCCUGGCCAGCUUUUGUGGUGCUUUCUCUGUGUUAGUUCAUGUUAUCUUCAUGGGAUAAAUGCUUAUAUUGUCCUCAUGAUACACAUUAGGGGAUAGUGGCCAGGAUGGUCAGAUAAAUUGUCUUGUUACCCAGUAAAUGGGGGUCCGAGCUGGGAUUCAUAUCUGUUGUUUAACUUAUGACUACGUUAUGCUUACCUCAUUAGAUCAUGAAUGUUAUGCAUAAGGGGUAAACCACAUGCUAAACUGCAUAGUCAACAGUGUCUUCAGCAUCCCUCUUAAGAGUUUGUUUUUUUUCUGCAUGUGCCAGGCUCAACUUGGUCAUUCAGCCCUGCACCAUCUGAACGAGCCCUCAUCCCCCCCCCCCCCAA
Messenger RNA from Apodemus sylvaticus (European woodmouse), 2634 nucleotides. RefSeq names its product tripartite motif containing 16 (gene Trim16). The transcript is spliced from 6 exons. The record is from RefSeq and is a predicted model, not a curated record. Gene Ontology annotation, molecular function: protein binding; zinc ion binding. NCBI's taxonomy places the organism in Eukaryota, Metazoa, Chordata, Mammalia, Rodentia, Muridae. The coding region runs from base 244 to 1929 and encodes 561 amino acids.